CCUCUAAUGAAUUGGUAUUCUUAAAUUUUUAUGCCGAAUGGUGUAGAUUUAGUAAUUUAUUAGCACCCAUAUUUAACGAGGCUGCAGAUAAGGUCCGCGAAGCCUUUCCCGAUCCCGGUAAAGUAGUCCUAGGUAAAGUUGAUUGUGACAAAGAAACCGCAAUUGCAUCCCGAUUUCACAUCACCAAAUAUCCAACAUUGAAAAUUGUACGCAAUGGCCAGCUGUCGAAACGUGAAUAUCGUGGACAACGCUCAGCAGAGGCAUUUUUGGAAUUUGUCAAGAAACAAUUGGAGGAUCCGAUUAAAGAAUUCCAUUCGUUGAAAGAUUUGGAAACGUUGGAUUCGAAGAAGCGCAUAAUUAUCGGUUACUUUGAUCGUCGUGAUCAACCGGAAUAUGAUACAUUCCGUAAAGUUGCCUCCAAUCUCAAGGAUGAAUGUCAAUUUCAUGUUGGUUUUGGUGAGGCUGCUCAGGCAAUGCAUCCACCGGGUGGUGAAAAUAAACCCUUAGGUAAUGCAAUACUUAAUAUAACUUUAGGACAUCCCAUCAUCGUAUUCCGUCCCGAUGUGGCACUGACCCAUGAAAAUGAUGAAACCUAUACGGGUAGCCUUAAAAAUUUCGAUGAACUAAAAAUAUGGAUACAAGAGAAAUGUGUACCAUUGGUGCGUGAGAUUACCUUCGAAAAUGCCGAAGAAUUGACCGAAGAAGGUUUGCCCUUCUUGAUAUUAUUCCAUCACCCGGACGAUACUAAUUCGAUUAAGGACUACAAGGCCAUCAUUGAACAACAGCUGAUGGAUGAGAAACAAAAUGUCAACUUCCUAACGGCUGAUGGUAAACGUUUUGCCCAUCCCCUGCAUCAUUUGGGAAAAUCGGAAGAAGAUUUACCCAUUAUUGCCAUUGAUUCGUUCCGACACAUGUAUUUGUUCCCCAACUUUAAGGAUAUGUACCAGCCGGGUAAAUUGAAGCAAUUCUUGCAGGAUUUGUACAAUGGCAAGCUGCAUAGGGAAUUCCAUUAUGGCCCCGAUCCAGUGACAAAUGAAAUCCAAGCCGAUGUAAAUUCCAAUACAUCACCGCCCGAAUCAACCUUCAAGAAAUUGGGACCCUCCAAGAAUCGUUACACUCUCCUAACCAAGGAUGAACUGUAAAACG
Musca vetustissima is the source of this 1146-nucleotide messenger RNA. Its product is annotated as endoplasmic reticulum resident protein 44-like. The record is from RefSeq and is a predicted model, not a curated record. Lineage: Eukaryota; Metazoa; Arthropoda; Insecta; Diptera; Muscidae. The annotation marks the transcript as partial. The transcript has 6 exons.